GUGGUUUUCACAGCCGCACGGUGCAAUGUCGCUCCUAGUUACGGGCACUAUUUAAACGCCGGUGACAUGGCUGCUACCAACGCAGUAUCGUUUCAACCAGCGAGCGUGUCGCAAAAUCAGCGUUCGAAUUAGGCUAUCAACCGGCGAGGCCCGAAGAAGAAAAAGGGCAACCAAAUAAACACUAACCGAGUGUUUAUUUGCAAAUAACCGAAAAAAAAACCCGUCACACAGGCAGAUAAAGAGCCGCCAGACAGUAACGGCCCGGCACGGCAGACAGUGAUUUGUUUGAUUAGCGCGUGGAGUGGUGUGUCCGCGGAAUUAGUUUGAAAGCUCAUUGCGAGUCGUGUGUGCGAUCUGCAAAUCUGGUAUGGAACAGUGUCGCCGUGUUUAACGAAACAAUCGAUCGCCGAAGAGUGCUGUAAAACACACCGAAACAUGGUGCUGGUAAAGAGAUUCUGUUUGUACAUUAGUGCGUUCGUUGGCGUGUUGCUGUACGUUGUGGUGGACAGCAAAGCAUGUGACCCACCGCCGUACGUGAAUCGCAGCUUCUGGGACGCAAAACCCCCCAAACUGAUCGAACGAUUUGCCGGACCCAUUCCGUACGUUAUCAUCCACCACUCGUACCAGCCGGCGGCGUGUAACAGUAAGCUGGAGUGCAUCAAAGCGAUGCAAUCGAUGCAAAAGUUCCACCAGGACGUGCGCAGUUGGAACGACAUCGGCUACAGCUUCGCCAUCGGUGGCGAUGGACGGAUAUACCAGGGGCGAGGAUUCAAUGUCGUCGGUGCUCAUGCGCCCCGCUACAACGACAAGAGUGUCGGAAUUUGUCUGAUCGGUGAUUGGAUCGCGGAAUUGCCACCCAAAACGAUGCUCGCCGCUACGGAAACCCUCAUCGAAUACGGCGUCCGAAACGGCAUCAUCGCCCAGAACUACACGUUGCUCGGGCACCGGCAGGUUAGGAGCACGGAAUGUCCCGGUGAUAGGCUGUUCGAAGAGAUCAAAACGUGGCCACACUUUUCUCCGAUGACCGACGUCGGCGAUAAAAAUAAUGUAUGACCCGAUCGGGUAGACGGGUAACGACUUUUGCCGAACAGCAUUCCUAGCAUAUCCUGCGCAAAGUAUUAGUGUUGAUGAGAAGAGGUAUUGAUAAAUAUGGUAUGUUGUUCAUAUGAAUGUUCCUUCAAAAUACAGGGCUUCAGGACAAGCUUA
Messenger RNA from Anopheles bellator, 1206 nucleotides. It is a transcript of the gene PGRP-LB, whose product is annotated as peptidoglycan-recognition protein LB. Gene Ontology annotation, molecular function: peptidoglycan binding; zinc ion binding; N-acetylmuramoyl-L-alanine amidase activity. Gene Ontology annotation, biological process: peptidoglycan catabolic process; innate immune response. The record is from RefSeq and is a predicted model, not a curated record. The transcript is spliced from 3 exons. Lineage: Eukaryota; Metazoa; Arthropoda; Insecta; Diptera; Culicidae. Bases 436 to 1053 code for a protein of 205 amino acids.